AUGACCAAGGAAAAUGACCUAGGGAUGGGAAGAGGGAUAGCAACGCCACCGCCCUCCUCUCUCUGCUCAUUUGUCGACUUCCCUGCCGGGGAACGGCUCUUCUUGCGAGCAUCCCACCUCGCUUUCGGCGUCACCUCCUUGUCGAUGGAGGCCUCCCUCAUCAACCUCCUUGUUUCGCCACCCGCCAUCGUCGUCUCCUUCUCCGGCGACAAGUCUUCCAUCCGGCGGCUAGGAGUCCUGGCAGCGGAAUGCAGGGAACCCAUCGACGUCUUCUUCCCACCCUCGUUGCUCACCUCGACGUCGUCAUUUGCCGCGGCGCUUGUCGGAGACGGCUGCUCGUCGGGUCCGCCAACACCUGCGGCGGCCGAUGCCUCGCCAUAG
Molecule: messenger RNA, 381 nt
Organism: Linum trigynum
Lineage: Eukaryota; Viridiplantae; Streptophyta; Magnoliopsida; Malpighiales; Linaceae
Source: the annotation of a GenBank genome assembly